AUGUCAAGAGCUAUAUCCUCUACCAAGGUGGUCAUCGAUGAACAGGUCAUCCCUGCCACGAUAAUCUUCUCUCUUCACAAUGGUAAAAUAAUUGAGAUAAUCAACAAGGUCCUAUCUCCGACGGACCCGCUACUCCAGGCGUACAAUGUUUUACCCUCAGACUAUCGAAAUCUGACACCCUUGGUGAUCUUGCCCGGACUGGUCGAUGCCCACGUACAUCUGAACGAGCCAGGAAGGACGGAGUGGGAAGGCUUUGCAACAGGGACGCAGUCGGCUGCUUCGGGAGGUGUGACUACCGUGGUAGAUAUGCCUUUGAAUGCGAUCCCACCCACCACAACCGUGUUGAACCUGAAUCUGAAGAUCGCAGCGGCACAGGGCCAGUGUUGGUGCGACGUAGGUUUCUGGGGUGGUCUCGUACCCGACAAUAUAGAGGAUUUGGUGCCUCUGGUUCAUGCCGGUGUUCGUGGCUUCAAAGGAUUCCUGCUUGAUUCGGGUGUGGAAGAGUUUCCGGCCAUCACGAUCGGAUACAUUGAAAAAGCCAUGGAGAAGGUCUCGGGUCUGCACACGAUAUUGAUGUUCCACGAUGAGAUGCAGCCAUGUGCCUCAAUUUCUUCUCCAAAAGGAGCCGAUAGGAUUCAAAACGUUGACAGCGUAACUGGUGAUUCCGAUUCCAGCUCCGUUUCGUUGGAAUCUGGAUUCAGCUCCGGAACCAAGCUGACCACCCCUGCUUCUACAAAUGUAUCCAAUACCCCAAAAUCUUGCUCAGAUCUACUUCACGAUGACAUUGAAAAGUUAGACCUAGGAAUGUCACAGUCCUUUAUUAAACGGGCUCCCGCUCCAGUCAAAGAUCUUCUUAGAAAGGCCGUGCAGCCAAGCGCCAAGGAAGAAGAUCAUUCUCAUUGCAAGCUCCCCCAUGUCCACGCUCGUUCAAUCAAUCAUUCGGUAUUGACAGAUUCACAGGCCAAAGCUCUGGCUAAAUCGCCUUACCUGGCUUCGUCAGAGCCAAUCUAUGGCCGUGCCGCAAGGUUGGCCAAGUCUCCAGAACUCAAACCAUUCACCAACGAAUACUAUCAGGAACGUGAACGAGAACUAGAGUUAGAGAGGAAAGCCCGUCACGGUCAAUUCGUCAUAUACGAUGAAGAUUCAGACGAGUACAAUGCGAAAUCCCCAUUAGCAAUUGCAGCAGUUGAAGACUCUGUGCUGGAGACUGUCGAUUCCAGAGCAUACGCUUCGUUUUUGGCAUCCAGACCAGACUCUUUUGAAACUACCGCAAUUGGAGAGAUCAUCGCUUGCGCUCAAAAGAACCCCACAGUUCCUUUACAUAUUGUCCAUCUGGCAACCCAUGAGGCCGUUCCACUGUUACGUGCUGCCAUUGAAGAUGGAUUGAAAAUAACCGCUGAAACCUGCUUCCAUUACUUAAUGUUUGCCGCCGAGAACAUUCCCGAUGGUCACACUGAGUUCAAGUGCUGUCCACCUAUUAGAACAGAAUCCAACAGACAGCUUCUUUGGCAGGCUUUACGCAAGAACGUCAUUACCACCGUAGUUUCGGAUCAUUCUCCUUGCACGCCGGACUUGAAAGACCUAGGUAAUGGUGACUUCUUUGCUGCCUGGGGAGGAAUUGCAUCGGUCGGUUUAGGAUUACCUAUCUUGUGGACAGAAGGUCGCAAACUGGAUGAGCCUAUUUCCUUCACAGAAAUUGCGAAAUGGACUUCGCUGAACACUGCCAAGCAGGCUGGAUUACAUCAUCGCAAGGGUCGCAUAGCUGUUGGUUAUGAUGCUGAUUUUGCUGUUUUCGAUCCUGAUAUUGAGUAUACUGUGGAGACUGCGAAAACUUUCUUCAAAAACAAACUCACAGCCUACAAUGGUGUCAAUUUUAGCGGCAGAGUUGUGGAGACAAUUCUUAGGGGUAACUCGGUCUACGCUCUUGGUAAGGGGGUAUCUACCAUCCCAAUGGGAGAUUUGCUUUUGGAACCAAGAUUCCAUUGA
Messenger RNA from Komagataella phaffii GS115, 1986 nucleotides. RefSeq names its product Allantoinase, converts allantoin to allantoate in the first step of allantoin degradation. The transcript has a single exon. Lineage: Eukaryota; Fungi; Ascomycota; Pichiomycetes; Pichiales; Pichiaceae. Gene Ontology annotation, cellular component: cytoplasm. The coding region runs from base 1 to 1986 and encodes 661 amino acids. Gene Ontology annotation, molecular function: allantoinase activity. The record is from RefSeq and is a predicted model, not a curated record. Gene Ontology annotation, biological process: purine nucleobase catabolic process.